Molecule: messenger RNA, 1760 nt
Organism: Rubroshorea leprosula
Lineage: Eukaryota; Viridiplantae; Streptophyta; Magnoliopsida; Malvales; Dipterocarpaceae
Source: the annotation of a GenBank genome assembly
AGCAAUUUAGUCCAAAGGUUUCAAAUCCUUUCAAAUUAGUCCUCUAUGUUUGUGAAUUUAAUCAAGUCGGUCCUUCAUGUUUCGAAUUUAAUCAAGUUAGUCCCUUAACUUCUUGUUUAUGUUAUUGUGCAUGCAUGUCUUUAAGUUAUUAGAGUGUCAUGCCCCUUUGCACACACUCACCCUCAUUUUGCAUUAGAUCCUUGUUGGAGGUGAACCCGAUCUCUAGUCAGGAGUCCUUAUGAAUCUAGCUUGGAAAAGCAAUUCUUCCCGCUUUGAGGAGUAAGAAUGGCUCCUGUUAGGUUAUUUCCAUUGGUUAAUACGACACUUGAUGAUGCUAAGGAGUCAAUCUUUUCAGUCAAUACCUCCAAACCUGAUUUGAAGCUGCUGAAAGAGGCUUAUGACUUGUUGUCCUCUAGAGAGAAGCAUGACUUUGAGGUUCGAUUUGGGUGCAUCGGGGAUCUAUUGUUAGUGGUGUCGAAUUGGAACUUGUUCCGAGCUAUGUUGAAAUUCUAUGUCCCUCAAUAUCAAGCUUUUGUGUUCCCACACUUUGAGUUGGUGCCCACCAUUGGUGAGUAUCAUCACUUCCUACAGUGUAGUCCUGCGAUGGAUUCUUCUACCUUCACUCCUCAAGCACAACAUCUGAAGUUCACACUAGAAAAAGUUCAAGAAAUGUUGCAAGCUAUAUGGGGGUUUCCAUUUGAAUUCUCACAACCAUUGAAUCAACUUUGGGCAUUGAGAGUUUAUGGCAUGGUGAUUUUCCCUAUCUAUGUCAAGACCAUUGCACCUAUGGUGGUAGCUUUGUUUGAGCAGUUAUUGUACACUUCAGCAUUUAAUCCUACUUCUACAGUGGUGGCUAACACUUUGUGGUCUAUGGAACAAAUCCGGGCUAAAAGAUCCGGCCGCUUCUCAGGUUGCAUUGAGUUGUUCACUACAUGGGCACACGAUCACUUGAAGGGUCCUCAAUUUGAAGCUUUAUUCAACGUUCCUGUGAAAGAUAGAAAGACGAAGGAUUGGCAUCAAUCACUUCUAGUAGCAACUAUUAAUGAUGUCGGAUUUGUUCUCUCGACUUGGAAUGCUACUCAUUAUCUUGCUCCACCCAAAGGACAUCACUCUAUUCCUUUGUUGGGUAUUCAUGGAGGGGUUACAUAUUCAGUGGAGUUGGCAUCUCGUCAGUUUGGAAAAGCACAAAGCGUUCCUUAUCUUGAUGAUGCAUCGCAGUCACAUUUUGAUUACAUGUCUUCCCCAUCAAUUAUAUCCGAAGCACAUGAGAUGUGGGAGAAAUGUAGGAUGCUACCUAUAUGGAAAGAGAAUGGGACUAGACCACAAUAUGAGCAAUGGAGAUUGAGUUGGAUAGCUAAGCUUUCUUUGCCAUGGCAGGUGAUAAAUACGAAAAACUCUACCAUCAUGGACUUAACCACUAGGUUGGAACUUAGCCAUGCUCAAAGAUGUCAGUUGCUAGAAAAAUAUGAUGAGUUAGCUCUUGAUCAUGAAUUGCUUAAAAGAGGGAAGGAGUUGUCUGAUCAGCAAGUGGCAAGGUUGAAAGACAAGAGUGCCUCUUUAGAAAGGGAUUUGGCUGCUAGCAAGGAAAUUUGUGGGAAGCAAAAAAGGAGUUUGGAGUUUGCCGAAGAACAACAAAAAAAGCUGCUAUAGGUAAAGGUAGAUCUUAAGGCAAAAGAAAAAGAGAACAAAGAGCUUGUGGAGAAAGUGAUUAAACAAGCAGCAAGAGUUGAAAGGAAAGGUGAUAAAGUGGAGAAAUUCUU